CGAAUUUAAUGGCGAGUUCACGGUGAAUGGCAGGUAUGCAAAUAAAAGUAUAAUUACAAAGACAGUUGCACUGCUCGAAACAUGUGAUAUAAGCGAAUGGUAUCGAAAUCAUGUUGUUGAGCCAACGCUAAAAUCCCUCGAUGAAUUUCAAGAAAGUGAUAGUGGUUGGACAUUAAGUUCAAUUUUGAAUUUAACUGUGAACAUUAAUAAAUAUAAUUCUAUGCGUGCGGGUUGUCAUAUAACAUUAUCAAAACACAUUAGAUUGAAAAAAGCAGUGAUCAAUGUGAAAUCUAAUGAUAACGCGUGUUUCGGCUGGGCGAUCGUUGCGGCCCUCCACCCCGCCGCCAAUCAUAGUGAUCGCUCAUCAUCAUAUCCACACUACUCAACGAUCUUAAAUCUUGCGGGUAUCAACUUCCCCAUGACUUUAGAUCAAAUAAAUAAAUUUGAGAGCCUCAACAAUCUCUCGAUAAAUAUAUAUAGUGCACCGAAUGAUGUUGUUCAACCUAUUCGAUUGAGUAAACAAAAAAGGGAGCGACACAUCAAUUUGCUGUACAUAGAAGAUGUGAUGGAUACAAAUGUGGGACACUUCGCAUGGAUUAAAAAUCUUUCCCAUUUAGUGAGCAAGCAACUGAAUACUCACAAUGGUCGAAAAUACAUCUGUGAUCGAUGCCUGCAUUAUUUUUCAUCUCAUGAGAAGCUCCAAUCACAUGAGGUGGAUUGUGGCGAGAUGAAUAAUUGCGCGAUUCUGCUGCCGAACGCACAUGACAAAUGGUUGGAAUUCAAGAACGUGAAUCGAAAGGAGCUUCUACCGUUUAUCGUGUAUGCCGACCUCGAGUGCAUUUUGAAAAAAACCACGGCUGAAGAUAUGGACCGCAAUAAAUAUCAACAUCACCAAGUCUUCAGCGUGGGAUACUACGUCAACUGCUCGUAUGACGAAUCAUUGUCAGGGUAUCACACACAUCGGGGCGAGGACUGCGUUCAAUGGUUCGUACGUAGAUUAGAACAAUUGGCGAAACAAGUAGCAACCAUUUUAUAUACCAUUAUUCCGAUGAAUGAAUUGACUCCUCAAGAAUGGCGAAAAUUCCGAGAAAAUAAGGAAUGUCAUAUCUGUGAGAAAUCAUUCGUAGAGUAUGAUGUUCGAGUACGCGAUCAUUGCCAUUUAACAGGCAAAUUCAGAGGUCCAGCGCACCAGGACUGUAAUUUAAAAUAUCAAGAAUCAUUCUUCAUCCCCAUAGUUUUCCAUAAUUUGUCGGGCUAUGAUGCUCAUUUUAUUAUAAAAGAAGUAGCUACAGCGUUUGAGGGAAAAACCGAUUUACUACCCAUAACGAAAGAAAAGUAUAUUUCUUUUUCGAAAACCGUUAUAACUUCGAAGGAUUAUAGGAAAAAUAUUAAGUUGCGCUUCAUUGAUCCAUAUAGAUUUCUGAACACAAGUCUUGAUAAAUUGGCAUCUUUCUUGACUCAUGAUCAACUCACGGUUUUAAAAUCUGAAUUCCGAGAUACCGAUAACUUCAAUCUGCUAACGCGAAAAGGUGUAUUCCCAUACGAGUACAUCGAUAGUUUUGACAGACUGGAGGAAACGGCACUUCCACCGCGAGAAUCAUUCUAUAGUUCUUUAACCGAUUCAACGGUAUCGGAAAGUGAGUAUGCUCAUGCUUUAACCGUUUGGGAGCGGUUUUCCACUCAAACGCUUGGCGAAUACAGUGAUUUGUAUUUGAAAACCGAUGUUUUAUUACUAGCUGACAUUUUUGAAAACUUUCGUAACACCUGUUUGAAAAGUUACGGUCUUGAUCCCGCAUAUUAUUAUACACUUCCUGGAUACACCUGGGAUGCAAUGAUGCGAUACACAAAGAUCAGAUUCGAAUUGCUCACAGAUAUUGACAUGGUCUUAUUUGUAGAAAGGGGCAUUCGGGGGGGUCUAAGCCAAUGCAGUGGUAGAUAUGCCCGCGCCAAUAAUAAAUACAUGCCAUCGUAUGAUCCAUCAGAACCGUCCACGUUUUUAAUGUAUUAUGAUGUUAAUAAUUUAUAUGGAUGGGCAAUGAGCCAAGCAUUGCCCUACGAUCAGUUUGAGUUUAUUGAAAAUGUUGAGAAUUUCGAUGUAGAAUCGAUUCCAUUGAAUGGUACACAUGGUUAUCUGCUUGAGGUCGAUUUAGAAUAUCCAGAAGACCUACAUGAUAUCCAUAGUGAUUUACCAUUCUGUCCGAGCCACGAAAAACCUCCGGGUAAACAGCACGAGAAGCUCAUUGCUUCACUGCAGGCGAAAAAGCGGUACAUCAUUCACUAUCGCGCAUUACAGCAAUGCUUAAAACACGGUGUAAAACUCACGAAAAUACAUCGGAUUUUGAAAUUUAGGCAAUCAUCAUGGCUUCAGAAAUAUAUCGACCUGAAUACCCAGUUUCGAACAAAUGCCAAGAAUGAGUUUGAAAAAAAUCUGUUUAAACUAAUGAACAAUGCGGUUUUUGGGAAAACGAUGGAAGAUGUUCGAAGUCAUGUUCAAGUGAAACUUUUGACGGAAUGGGCAGGAAGAUUUGGUGCCGAAGCCAUGAUUGCGAAACCCAACUUUCAUAGCCGUAGUAUUUUCGCUGAAAAUUUAAUUGCUGUAGAGCUACGGAACUUGCAGGUCAAGUUUAAUAAGCCGAUAUACGUUGGAAUGUCAAUUCUAGAUAUAUCGAAAACAUGUUUGUAUGAGUUUCAUCACGAAUUCAUGUCUCCGAUAUAUCAGAAUAAAUGUAAAAUAUUGUACACUGACACCGAUAGUUUAAUAUAUCACAUUGAAUGUGAUGAUGUAUAUAAUGAUAUGAAGAACAAUCUUAAUAAGUAUGAUACAAGCGAUUAUCCCAUCGAUAAUAAAUAUAAUAUACCGCUAGUUAAUAAAAAAGUACCCGGUCUCAUGAAAGAUGAGAAUAACGGGGCUAUUAUGACCGAAUUCGUGGGACUUAGAUCAAAAAUGUACGCAACACGAGUUUUAGGUAAGAAUGAUGUAAAAAAAGCCAAGGGUGUUAGUAGUAAUGUUGUAGCGCGAACUAUAACUUUCGACGAUUAUACUAAAUGUUUGAAUGAGGAAAUUGAGAUGAAACGCACUCAAGCAUCGAUUAGAUCUACUUUACACAAUGUAUAUACUAUUAAGGAAACAAAAAUAGCUCUAAGUCCGCAUGACGACAAGCGCUACAUUAUUCCUGGCACAGUGAAUACUUUGCCAUGGGGUCAUCGUGACAUUCCAUAAUGUCUUUGAAAGCGAUGUAAAUAAGUAUGAGUGGGUGAGAGCGAGAGAGAGUUUGUACAUUGGAAGUGAAAUAAAAAAAAAAAAAAAUC
Messenger RNA from Venturia canescens, 3309 nucleotides. RefSeq lists its product as uncharacterized. Gene Ontology annotation, biological process: DNA replication. The record is from RefSeq and is a predicted model, not a curated record. Lineage: Eukaryota; Metazoa; Arthropoda; Insecta; Hymenoptera; Ichneumonidae. The coding region runs from base 221 to 3220 and encodes 999 amino acids. Gene Ontology annotation, molecular function: nucleotide binding; DNA-directed DNA polymerase activity; DNA binding. The transcript has 2 exons.